Messenger RNA from Myotis myotis, 1999 nucleotides. RefSeq names its product LHFPL tetraspan subfamily member 1 (gene LHFPL1). The transcript is spliced from 4 exons. The coding region runs from base 428 to 1090 and encodes 220 amino acids. Gene Ontology annotation, cellular component: membrane. The record is from RefSeq and is a predicted model, not a curated record. Lineage: Eukaryota; Metazoa; Chordata; Mammalia; Chiroptera; Vespertilionidae.
UUGGACUCCGCCCCUCUCUCCCAAAGGUAAAGCAGGGUUUUCAGGCAACCCUGCAAAGAGCAGCUGGGAUUCCCAUCCCCUUCUGACAAGCUGUAAGGAGAAGUUGUUUCUCAGAUCUGAGUUUGAAGAGAGGAAACAAGUCAAUCAGCCUUUGUGGCCAGAAGCCUAGAGACCACAGAACUCUAAAUCAGGUGGAAGGAAGGAAUGAUGGAAAAAGUGCUGGAAAGCAGAAGCCCAUAAGGACCCAAAUGGUCCUCGAGAGAAUAAUUUUAUCCAAAAGCAAGAGCCAAGUGACACAUAAAUGAGCCAUAGGACUGGCCAGCCAGAUGAAAAAUAGACUGAUGGAGCCUACAUGAUAACUUUCUGUAUUUGAUUCUGUGACCCAAAACUAACUCAUCUCCCCAUACCCGCAGAGAAACCUGGGACCAUGAGGAGCAGCCUGACACUGGUGGGGACCCUCUGGGCCUUCCUGUCCCUUGUUACCGCUAUGGCCAGUUCUACCAGUUACUUCCUGCCAUACUGGCUCUUUGGAUCCCAGCUGGGGAAGCCAGUGUCAUUCAGCACAUUCCGGAGGUGCAACUACCCUGUGCGGGGAGAGGGGCACAGUCUGAUCAUGGUGGAAGAAUGUGGGCGCUAUGCCAGCUUCAGUGCCAUCCCAAGCCUUGCCUGGCAGAUGUGCACAGUGGUGACAGGUGUUGGCUGUGCUCUCCUGCUCCUGGUGGCCAUGACUGCAGUCCUGGGCUGCUGCAUGGAGGAGCUUAUCUCCAGAAUGAUGGGACGUUGCAUGGGAGCAGCACAGUUCGUGGGAGGGUUGCUGAUAAGCUCAGGCUGUGCAUUAUACCCCUUAGGAUGGAAUAGCCCGGAAGUAAUGCAAACAUGUGGGAAUAUCUCCAAUCAAUUUCAGUUAGGUACCUGUAGGCUUGGUUGGGCCUAUUACUGUGCUGGAGGUGGAGCAGCUGCAGCCAUGUUGAUCUGUACCUGGCUCUCUUGCUUUGCUGGAAGAAACCCCAAACCUGUAAUGCUGGUGGAGAGCAUCAUGAGGAACACCAAUUCUUAUGCCAUGGAGCUUGACUACUGCCUCAAGCCUUGAGCUUUGGUGGAAGACUGGAAAGGGUGGGAAAGAGGAGGGAAGGGAGCCUUGAAAAGAGGUACUAAGACUAGACCAGUUGCCACCCACCUGUCAGCAGUGUAGCCUAGAGUUGCAUGCUUUUUAACUCACCAAAUUCAUCUUAUAAGCUAAAUUCUUAUAGAUAUGAGUGAAAUUCAAAUGUUACUUUCAGUGCUCUUUAUGACAUCUUUGUUCCAACCUGAGUUUAAAAAAUGUUUAGAAAGAAGCUGUAAAAGCCAUUUAGCAUAUCCUAUAAUAUUAAUUCAUUUUCACUUCCCCUUAAGCCAGUGGGUCAGUGACUACUUACAAAAUUCAUCAAGAUAUAUGAUUUUCUCAAAUGUUUACCUAGCUGGUGAGUACCCACUAGCCCCCAAGUCCUAAAGUACUCCUUUAUGAAAAAUAAGGAGAAGAUCCUCACUUGAAAUGUAACUGCACAAAGCUAUAUAAGAACACUCGAGCAGGAAGGGACAAGGAGAUGAACAGGGCUGGUUCCUGCCAUUCCAUUCUUAUGGCCCUCCCCCUAAUACUGAUUACUAUCUAUAAAAUGCCACUGAUCAAAUACUUGAGACUUUCUCAGGAAUAUACCUUGACUCUUCCUCUUUUAUCUGGCCUCUUUUCCUUUUCUUUUGUGAGCUUGUGGUGAGGGUAAUUAUCAAUAAGGAAAAUAUUAACCAAGGAUACUUAUUUAGUCUAAGACUCUUUCCUCAUUAUGCUCUAGAAUAUUCAUAAGAGUUCAUUUUGUGUUUUGGCUUGGUGACUGGCAAUAAAAUAUAGUGGCAAGUAUUCUGCUAGUCCUUUAUAUAUUCAGAAAUGGUGUUCAUUAAAUGUUGUGAGCAUAUAAUAGCACUUGUUGUGCACUCAAUAAACAUGGUUUUAUGAUGAUGAUGACAA